GAUAUCUACCUUAGGGAAGAACCUCAGAGAGAGGGAGGGAAGAAGAGGACGGGUAGGAGCGUGUGUGCAUGUGUGUAAGAGACACUUAUUCUCUUAACUACUAGGAGACAGACACACUUUCCUGGCCCGACUCUAAGAAGGGGGGAAAACAGCAGGAAGAUUUUUUUUUCAAUAUCAAUUUUAAUCUUCCUAAUCAAGCGGCUCUUAAGCUCCUCUUCCUGGAAAACUCUUUUUUCAUCGCCUGCUGGGAGUUCUACAUGUAUUGAUCCAUUUACCCUCUCACACACUUACAAGACUUACCUCAUGGAUUUGUAUCUGAUUGGAUAUUUGAUGUGUGUGUGGUUGUCCAGCUCACGGGUGCUUGGAGGCUAUCCCAUCUGGUGGUCCCUAGCCCUUGGACAGCAGUACUCAUCACUGGGAUCCCAACCCAUCCUAUGUGGCUCUAUUCCUGGGCUUGUCCCCAAGCAGCUGCGUUUCUGCCGUAACUACAUAGAGAUCAUGCCUAGUGUUGCAGAAGGUGUCAAGCUGGGAAUCCAGGAAUGCCAACACCAGUUCAGGGGCCGUCGAUGGAACUGUACGACUAUCAAGGACAACCUGGCAAUCUUUGGCCCCGUGCUGGAUAAAGCAACCAGAGAGUCAGCGUUUGUCCACGCUAUAGCCUCCGCGGGCGUAGCAUUUGCGGUGACUCGCUCCUGCGCUGAGGGCACGUCCACCAUGUGUGGCUGUGAUUCUCACCACAAGGGUCCUCCAGGGGAGGGCUGGAAGUGGGGCGGCUGCAGCGAGGACGCUGAGUUCGGGGUGUUGGUGUCCAGGGAGUUUGCGGACGCCAGAGAGAAUCGUCCAGAUGCUCGUUCUGCAAUGAACCGACACAACAACGAGGCAGGACGCUCGACCAUCCUGGACCACAUGCACCUGCGCUGUAAAUGCCACGGCCUGUCAGGAAGCUGCGAGGUCAAGACCUGUUGGUGGGCGCAGCCAGACUUCCGUAUGCUGGGCGACUACCUGAAGGACAAGUACGACAGCGCCUCGGAGAUGGUGGUAGAGAAGCACCGCGAGUCCCGAGGCUGGGUUGAGACGCUACGAGUCAAGUACAACUUCUUCAAGCACCCCACCGAGCGCGACCUGGUCUACUACGAGGGCUCGCCCAACUUCUGCGAGCCCAAUCCUGAGACCGGUUCGUUCGGGACGCGCGACCGAGCCUGCAACGUGUCGUCGCACGGCAUCGAGGGCUGCGACCUGCUGUGCUGCGGCCGUGGCCACAACACCCGGACUGAGAAACGCAAGGAGAAAUGUCACUGCAUCUUCCACUGGUGCUGCUACGUCAGCUGUCAGGAGUGUGUGCGCGUGUACGACGUGCACACAUGCAAGUGAAAAACAGAACUGCUGGACUACGAGUACUUCCCUCCCAAACUUCCCCGCAACUCCCCACCUCCAACUCCUGCACGACUCCCGUACUUCCCCAAAACACAAAAUCAUAUUCAUCGGCACACACUCAGGCCCUAAUGGGUAAUGGCACAUCAGUAAUGGAUACUUCUAUACCUGUUUUUUUUUGUAGAAUCAGUCUUCCAAACCACUUUAUUUCCAUAAUAUCUGACCAGAAAAUUUGGGAAGAAGCUAGAAUUAUGCCACUUACCCCUUGUUCCUCUCCCUGCUACAUUGGACCAUGACUCCCACCCCGUCUUCUCCCUUCCUGUCUUUAUUUAUUUCCCCUCCAUGCCAGCACAAUGUUUGUGGCAUGUACAGUAACACUUUUUACCUGUGAGAUUAAUGCAGUAAAAAAAAGAAAAGACUCUCUUUGCUUUUUGAACAAAAAGCAUCUUCUAACUAACACCUCACUUCUCCAGCUUAUCUGGCUGGUUUACCUUUUGUUUUUUUUUAACUAAAUCAACCUCUACAACCAUCACUUAGUCGGAAGUGAAACUGAACACAGCCCCAGGAAACCAUCACUUUGUAACUACUGAACUGAACUGAACUGAAAACAGCAGGCAGGUGUUGGAAGUCGCCAUAGUCCUGUCUUUUUUGUUGUUGCUGUUGUUGUAAAAACUACUGAGCUGAUGAAAUCCUCAGUGUUGCUGACUGGCUGUGCCGCACCAGUCAACCGGGGAGCCUGGAAGAUAUAUGCUACAGCCUGAUUUUAUAGCCCUGCAUUUCUGAAAUAUUACCAUCGGGCUGGGACUGGAGGUAUGCAGCAUGUGUGUGAACAAGCAUGCUCAUUCCACUAACUAACAAAUGUAUGCACUAUUCAGUUAGACAGAGCUCCAGGUGGGACAGAUUUGAGCAUUGUUUACGCCACAAAGUUCACUUCUCAUCGCAAGCUAGCUGUUCUUAUGAAUGACGACUUUGUUCCUCCAUUCAGUGGCACCAUCAACCUGUAAAUUUCUCAUGAUGUGUCUCAACACAGUCCGUAUGUUAUUCAAUCAUAGGGGCGAUCAAUGAACAACAACAUGAGUGUAAGGCUUAUUCAUUCAUGAAACUCGAGCUUUAGCAUGCUUCCAACAUGGAAGAUCUUAUAUUCUAACCCUUCAUGAAUCCACCAGGUCCAUUUUUAGAGUUGUUUGUCUAAACAAAUCUUUCGUCAUCACGAUUAAAAAAAAAGAAAAAAAGUGGACGAGUGAAGACGUGUGGAAAAACGCAGUGUGGGAUUUGAUUGGCUUUCACUCCCUCCCUUCCUUCUAUCCUUAUUUCCCCUCGCUCGGACAGUUGAAGUUUCUAAAAAGCUAAUACCGCAAAAACACUCUUGCAAAGCUGUUAUGACUUUGGAGAUAUUUAAAGAACUACAAACUACAAUUUGCUAAAGUUAUGAUUUUCUGGAAACUUUGACUAGUACACUGACUGAGAAAACUGACUUCCAGUUUAUGUCGAUUCUUGAUUUCUGAUUCUGAGAACAGAGGAAGGUUGGGAAACCUCGUAAGGAGCUGGAUGAUUUAUGUAUGCAAGAUGUAUGAGUGAGUGUGUGCGAAUGAUGGCUGCCAGUGAUAAAGGGAAGUGAAGGGGAAAAUAAAAAUUUGGUGGAUGGAUUGAGGUUUCCACACAGCGUGCUCUGACACUCCCACCUGCACUCUAUUCAUUAUAAUCAACAACAAAAGUAGUGUACAGCCUGUCCUCUCCUUGUGACUCUCCUAGCUUAGCAUUUGUGUCAUGUUCUACACAAAUACCCCCCCACCCCCCAGCCCUCCUCCCUACCUGGGCUUACCUUUCUGUGUUCAGUUCCC
Molecule: messenger RNA, 3212 nt
Organism: Labrus bergylta (ballan wrasse)
Lineage: Eukaryota; Metazoa; Chordata; Actinopteri; Labriformes; Labridae
Gene: wnt3
Product: wingless-type MMTV integration site family, member 3
Biological process (GO): canonical Wnt signaling pathway; cell fate commitment; neuron differentiation
Cellular component (GO): extracellular region
Molecular function (GO): cytokine activity; frizzled binding
Source: RefSeq, a predicted model, not a curated record